AUGCAUCUUGUUUUCAUAUUAGGUUUAGUCGGUUCUUCAAUAGCUCAAGAUUUACGGCAACCUGCGAUUGUAUCCGAGGCGAGGUAUCUUUCUGGUGAUGGUACAUUUGGUGCAGCUUAUACGCAGGAUGACGGUGUGCAGUUUAAAGAGGAAAGUGACGCUAAUGGUGAUCGUAAAGGUUCUUAUUCUUACAUAGAUCCGAAUGGACAAAGAAGAACUGUUUAUUAUACUGCUGGAAAAAAUGGCUUUCAGGCAAGCGGAGACGGUAUCCCCGAAAUAACACCGCCAACACCCGAAUACGAGGCUCUACCAGAGUACAACCCCCCGGACUACCAGCCACCACAGCCUCGAUCGUACAAAUUCCAAAGCGACCCAGACAUCAGACAACUCGUCUACGAAUCGGCCUCUCCUGCUUCACACCCACCCCCAACACCUCCUCCCCGUCCUCGCCAACACUUCCACCCCCAGCCCCACCCGCAACCGCGACCCGUCCGCCCGCGAAUAGUCUUCCAGCCCCAAUAUCAAUCGGAAUACUCGCCUGUGACUCCACCACCAGAGGUCCACGAGUACCAGUACGAACCCCGUCCAACUCCAGCUUACAAGCCGCGAUUGCAGAUUCGGUACACCCCCGAGCAGCCUCGACAGCCUCUUCAGCCUCUUCAGCCUCUUCAGCACCAGCCCCAACUUCAUUACAAUCCUCCAAGACAACCUUCUCCGCGAUUCCAGCCAGAGCUCGAGUCAGAGCCAGAGUACAACGAACCGGAGCCUCAGUAUCAACAAACAGAGCCGCAGUACCAGCGACCUGAUACUCUCCGACCUUAUGUCGAGUACUCUUUUCAAACGGCAACAAAUCCAGCGCCUCGACCUCGCUACAAUGCGAUCACGACUCCUGCGCCUCGGAGAUUUUAUCCGCCAGGUAAAUUAGAUUUUACCAGAACUUCUGAUGGCUUCUCUUAUACUUUUAAUAAGAGUUAA
Molecule: messenger RNA, 975 nt
Organism: Cotesia congregata
Lineage: Eukaryota; Metazoa; Arthropoda; Insecta; Hymenoptera; Braconidae
Source: the annotation of a GenBank genome assembly